Messenger RNA from Protopolystoma xenopodis, 2124 nucleotides. NCBI's taxonomy places the organism in Eukaryota, Metazoa, Platyhelminthes, Monogenea, Polystomatidea, Polystomatidae. The record is from the annotation of a GenBank genome assembly.
AUGUCCGGUUCAGGACAAAUCCCAAUCUGCAAUCUGGAGCUCAUUCCUAUACCGCCCACGUACAUUUCGGAGUCUUCUUCUUCUUCAUCUUCAUCCACCACUUUGUCGUCUUCAUCAUCCUCCCUUACCACCACUUCUUUCUCACUGUUUUCCUCCUCCACACCACGUAACUUGCUUCCCUUUUCUGAGACCUCAUCAGAUCACAAACUAACUUUGAGCGUUUCUGACUCUCUAAUGGUUGGCGAACUGCUUGAAUCUGGCGAGAAACAAGGCAAAGAAGUAGGACUGGGCAUCGGAUACAGGGAAGAGAACAGAACUAAGAAGGAUGCUAUCAUCCACAUAGGCCAAUGCGAAUGUGUUGAUAACAGUAGCAGCAUCGAAGUGUGCAGUACAGCCAAGAGGAGCGAUAAAGUGAACCUGUCGUCAAGCCAAGAUUCAAAUGUGUCAAGCAUUCAUUGUCUAACCUCCCCGAUUCCCCAUAAAAGUGGGCUGAUUUUAAGAGAUGACGAUGAAGAAGACGAGGAGGAGGUGAACGAAGAAAAUGGAAGGAAUAUGGGAAGAGAAGGAAUUAACAGCCAAGGAAGCCGAAUAAAAGGAAGGAAAGGAGGAGCGGAAGGUGGAAGAGAUAAACGGGGGAAAAAGGCAGGUGGAGGAAGAAGCGGAAAGGAGGGGAGAAGGGUAGCAGGGGACGGAGAGGGAGAAGGCGAAGUGGACGGAGUGGGAGGAGACAGCGAAGGUGGAACGGGAGCAAGAGGAGGGAGAAGAGGGGAAGGAAGAGAUGAAUGUGGAGGUAGACAAGAAGGAGGAGGAGAAGGAAGCGAAAGGGCCGUAAUCCUUCAUUCUCCAUUUUCCGGUAAGCAAAAUGUUAUCACCAGCCCCUCGGAGGGCCAACUUCACUGGCCUCUUAUGCUACCGAGGAGGACGACACCCGGACAAGUUGCUUCCACCUCAUUUGCUGUCAACAGCGCUCUAGUCUCCUCCUCGCCAUCUCGAUCAUCCGCAGUUCUGACGUCGCUCUCGGUUCAACCUUCACUUUCUCCUCCGCCAGCCUCUGCCACUCCGUCAAGCCUGGCUUACUCAGCCCAUUUCCUGCCGACGCAAAUACAGCUCGCCACCUCAACGCAGGGCUACACCAGCUCCGCGGUUCGCGGUGUUUCCGGCUGCUUCUACAAGAGUCCACAGUCCCCCUCCGUCAGACUGCUCCGACAGUCAGGCUCAGACCUGUCUGCCACGACUGGCAACUUGGAUACCGUCUCGGAGAAGGCCGCGGCAGCCUGCCCAACGGGCGGUUGCGGCGAGAUUGGUUUCGGAGGCCUGGUCCCCAACGUCGCUGAGCACGAGUCCCUGCCGACCGCCUACAGCCUGACUCGUGGUGGGACGGACACAGACGCUCACAGCCUCCAGCGGCUGUCUCGGCCGGCCUCGCCCGGCCCCGCUUGCCUCUCCGUCUCGGCAGUGGCCGCGCUGGUGGACAGACCGACGCCAGCUCGUCAAGCCCAGCUUCUGACGGCCUCAUCCUUGCCUGCCGUCGCUCUCCCGUCUCCAGGCCGAGUGUCGGCAGAAUCUCUCUCAUCGGGUCCAACUUCUGCUGCCUCCGCCCUCUUCGCCCCGACCUACCGGUCUCCAUCGGGUCGGUCAGCCUCGUCAGGUUUCUGCCUGCCGACCCACACACUGCCUGGAGACCCUCUGGGCCAGUUUCGUCUGCCUUGCCCCGGCCGGGACGAGGGUGGCGCGGUUGCUGGCAGCGGAGAUGCCGGAGCGGCUGGACGAGGCAAGGCGGAACGAGGAAGAGUCGGCGAAAGAAGUGCAGAAAUGGAAGGAGGGGUGGGCUGCGAAGGGGGGACAGAAGGAGAUGGGGGCGAUGACAGCAUAGAGGACAACAGUUGUGCAGACAGUCCUGGAGGUAUGAUGGACUGCUACAGUCUGCCGGUGGGUCUGCAUCAGGAGAAAAGAAAACAGAGACGUAUUCGUACCACCUUCACAAGCGAUCAGCUGAAGGAAUUGGAGCAGGCCUUCCAAGAGACCCACUAUCCGGACAUCUACACGCGGGAAGAGAUUGCCCUGAAGAUAGAUUUGACAGAGGCCAGGGUACAGGUGAGCCGGCAUCUUGAAAGGCUUGGAUAG